Molecule: messenger RNA, 1779 nt
Organism: Vicia faba (fava bean)
Lineage: Eukaryota; Viridiplantae; Streptophyta; Magnoliopsida; Fabales; Fabaceae
Source: the annotation of a GenBank genome assembly
AUGGAUGAGCCUCCAUCUGUGUUGGAAGUGGAAGUUUGUGAUUUUGACGGACCCUUUGGCGAACCUCAAUCUCUAGGACAUGCGGAAAUCAACUUCCUUAAAACAAACAUAUCAGAUCUUGCUGAUUUAUGGGUGUCUCUUGAAGGAAAGUUAGCUCUAGCAUGCCACACUAAAGUGCACUUAAGAAUUUUCUUGGACAACACUAGAGGUGGGAAUGUCGUAAAACACUAUAUAAGUAAAAUGGAGAAAGAAGUGGGGAAGAAGAUUAGUUUGCGAUCUCCUCAAACAAAUUCAGCCUUUCAGAAACUCUUUGGACUUCCACCCGAGGAAUUUCUCAUCAAUGAUUUCACCUGUCAUUUGAAAAUAAAAAUGCCCCUACAGGGUCGUAUAUUUGUUUCAGCAAGAAUAAUGGGAUUUCAUGCAAAUUUGUUUAGACACAAGACAAAAUUCUUUUUGCCUUGGGAAGACAUAGAAGACAUACAGGGAGAGGCGUGGAUGCAAAACACGGUGCAAAAACGCAAGAUGAACAAGGCAGACUCAAGUUCCAUUUCCAAUCUUUUUGUGUCUUUCAAUGUCGCCAAUAGGACUAUCAUGGCACUCUGGAAGGCCAGAUCUUUGAGUAUUGAACAAAAGGUCCAAUUAGUUGAAGACGAUCCUGAAAACGAAAGUGUUACUAGCGAAGAGAGUGUAACAUUAAUUGGCAGCGGUGACGUUACUAUGUCUGAAGUUCAAUGUUGUUCUCUUCAAGUUCCUGUGAGUUGGACUGUAGGAUCAUGGAAAAAUCUGGUUGUGCUAGUUAUUCUUAUACCCCUUGGGUAUCCGAGGACAACAAUGUCUAUGAAAGGGCGGCCCAAUAGCUCCUUUGCGUUUCCUGAUGGACUUCUUAUCAAUGGUCAAGCUCAUACAACCAUAAACGGUGAUCAAGGGAAGACUUACAUGAUUAGGAUCUCAAAUGUGGGAAUGUCAACAUCAAUUAACUUCAGAAUUCAAGGACAUGCCCUCAAACUAGUCGAGGUGGAAGGAUCACAUGUUAUUCAGAACAUGUAUGACUCACUUGAUGUUCAUGUUGGUCAAUCCGCUGCGGUUUUGGUUACCUUAAAUCAAUCUCCAAAGGACUAUUACAUUGUCGCCUCAACAAGAUUUUCCAGAAGGAUUCUCACAGCAACUGCUGUGUUGCAUUAUACAAACUCUCACUCUCCGGCUUCUGGUCCUUUGCCUACUCCUCCGGCUUACCAAUAUCAUUGGUCUUUGAUCCAAGCAAGAAGCUUCAGAUGGAAUCUAACAGCAAAUGCAGCAAGGCCUAAUCCACAGGGAUCAUACCAUUAUGGAAAAAUAACUCCUACAAUGACAAUAAUAUUGGCAAAUUCAGCUCCUUUCAUUAACGGAAAACAACGUUACGCUGUUAACAAAGUUUCCUAUGUUAAUCCUGAUACACCUCUCAAACUUGCUGAUUACUUCAACAUUCCUGGAAUUUUCAGUGUGAACUCAAUCCAAAGCCUUCCUUCUAAUGCUCCUGCAUCUGUAGCUACCUCAGUACUUCCAACUUCUCUUCAUGAUUUUAUUGAGUUAGUUUUUCAGAACAAUGAAAAUAGCAUGCAAUCUUGGCAUCUUGAUGGUUAUGAUUUUUGGGUUGUUGGUUAUGGGUUCGGACAAUGGAUUCCAGCCAAAAGAAGAAACUAUAAUCUAGUUGAUGCUUUGACUAGGCACACUGUGCAGGGGAGACAGAGACAACCUAUGAAAGUGCUGCGGCCUGUGGCCAGAGGCAACAAAGAAGCAUAA